This is a messenger RNA of Loa loa (African eye worm), 1532 nucleotides long. RefSeq lists its product as hypothetical. NCBI's taxonomy places the organism in Eukaryota, Metazoa, Nematoda, Chromadorea, Rhabditida, Onchocercidae. Gene Ontology annotation, cellular component: cytoplasm; membrane; lipid droplet. The record is from RefSeq and is a predicted model, not a curated record. The coding region runs from base 350 to 1165 and encodes 271 amino acids. Gene Ontology annotation, molecular function: triacylglycerol lipase activity. The transcript has 7 exons. Gene Ontology annotation, biological process: triglyceride catabolic process; lipid homeostasis.
CCGACUUAUUUUGUGAUCACUCUUAUUUUAUGAAUGAUCGACGAGACUGUUAAGGAAAAACGAUUAGAAAAAUGGGAAAAAUGAUUAGAAACAAGCUAAUUAAUUCUUGAAAUCCGUUUCUCAGUGUAGUUGUUAGGAUAGUUUUUCUUUUUUUACGUUCCAGAAGACAUUUGUACAUAUCCUGUUUGGGUGGCUGACGUAUCAAAAUUAAUCUUUGAAAAUUGAUCAUUCGGAUAAAUUGAUACUUUUUUGGUAUUUCAGGUACUCAAAGCGAAAGCCAAACGUUUUCAAGCAAUUCGAGCAGUGUCUGAAAACUGCAUGUUGCUGGAAGAGACGGACAAUCAAGCCGAUGAGACUCUGUAGGCUUCUUGGUGAAGGUGAUAUCGCGCUUUCCUUCAGUGGUUGCGGAUUUCUUGGUGUUUAUCAUUUUGGAGUCCUUCAAGGACUCAAUCGCGAUGGAAAGGCUUUGAUGAAACGCGUAAAACGUUGUGCGGGUGCAUCAGCAGGUUCUCUAGCAGCUGCUUUGUGGGCGUUUCAACCUGACGAUACUGAGAAAGGUUUCAACGAUGUGAUCAAAAUGGCCACCGAAAUACAUUCAUUAAGAUUCGGUGCACUAUCGCCAAACUUUGCACUUCACAAAAGUUUACAAAGAAUUAUAGAUCUCUACAUUCCGGAGGAUAUUUCAAAUGCACAAGACAGACUUUACAUAUCUCUUACUGAUCAGAAGAGGAACGUUAAUAAGCUGAUUUCACGAUUCACGUCAAGGGAUUACUUGAUAGACUCUUUGCUGGCCAGCUGUUAUAUACCGCUCUAUUCCGGUUCCUCUCCUCCUGUAAUUGAUGGUGAUCAAUACAUCGAUGGCGGAUUUACGAAUAAUUUGCCGAUAUUUGAAGAAAUGCCGACAAUUACUAUUUCUCCAUUCAGUGGAAGUGCUAUGAUUGCUCCAAAUGAUUACGAUUCGGUGAGACCAUUUCGUGAGUGGCGCUUGCGAGUUGGUACACAAGAAUUAAAGGUAAAUGUGCAAAAUAUGAUUCGGGGAGCGCAGGCUCUAUUCCCUCCAAAUCUUGAAAUUUUGAGAAAUUACUAUGAAAUGGGCCAACGUGAUGCGAUGAGAUUUUUAUUGGAUGUUGGUAUUUUGGAACGACAGCUGGGUGAUGCCGUUUGAUAUGGGCAGGAUUUUAAUUGAUGUUAUCGCGUAGCAUCAUUUUCGAGCUUGAAUAUAAAUGCUUUUAUAUAAAAGUGCUUCUCUUGCUUUAUUUUAUAUAGUGAUUGCCGAUUCUUUUGAUAUGUAUUUACUUUUAAUUGGAUCGUAAUUAAUUUAAAUCUUGUCCUUUUUUUUGGUAGAUUUCAUGCAGUGAGGAGAAGCUUGACGUAGACUUUAGUUGUUUAUUCUUUGUAUUUCGUGAAUCUUACACAGUUAACUGUCCUUUUUCAAUUGCAACACUUUUCUCUUUUUCCCAUUAUUUUUAUCUAAAAUCGAUAUAAUGACUGUUUUGAAUAUUUCUAUUCGCAUUUGUAUUACAAUUUUUUGC